CCUCGACGCCGACCAGGACGGCCUCGACUCUCGGAGAUGACGGAAAACCGCGGUGACGAAGAAAUCGUAAAAAAGGUGAGACAAAGAAUAGCGCAGCGAUCCUACCGCAGCCGGAAGCAAGGCGCACUGGUUUUGGCCGAAGCGCGGGCCUCCAGACUUGAGGGAUCUCUGAACAAAGCAUUGCAGUCUUUCGCUCAGUUCCAGGAUUAUAUUAUUCAGAAAGGCCCUGCCAGUCUUCCUCCGGAUAUUCUUUUACAUCUGAGCAAAACCGCCGUAAAGCUCACAACCAUUGCCCAACGGGCACGGAGUGACAACGCAGCAGACAACAAUGGUGAACAGACAUAUGCAGCAAACUUGCUACAAUCUUCCAUUACAGAGGUUUCUAGGCCACUUCUGCCGUGGCUUAACCCAGACAAAGCUGCUAUGAGCGACCUUCAGCAUGGUCUAAACCUACCGCAAGACGACGGUCUGAGAACAUAUUCCUUAACAUAUCGCAUGCUUCAUGCAUGCUUGCUCCGCGCCAUUGCGAUAUUCUCCCACCAGCUCCCGCCGAAAGAUUGGGACCCUCCGAGCGUCCUGCUUGCUCUCAGCAUCGCUCGCUCAGAUGUUCUCGUGACGAUGAGCGUGAGGCAGGCAAAAGAAAUUACGGACGGAUACUGGAGAGAGGCACAGUACACCGAGUCGAUGCUGAAUGUCCUCCCCAAGAUGUACCGCACCAUCGAAGGCACGCGCCAGUACGCCGUGCCACGAUCCGCGCCACCGAAAUUACAGAUGCUGCAGCCCGGACGCACGAGAACGGUGCUGCAGACGACGAUUCCGGACCUCAAGGGCGAGUGGCUCGAGGCAUGCGAUGUCGAAGAAUACCUUGCUGAGCGAGGCAUAUGUGUCCGCGGCGAAGACGUAGGAGACAUGCUGGAACUGGUUUUGCCCUCCGUCGAUUCUGUUCCACCUCUUAUGUAUGAUAGCACGGCCUUGACACGUGCUGGCUUCACGAUAUUCGGGAGAGCGGAUAUUGAGGGUCAGCACAUUCCAUCCGGGCUCUGGAGCUUCACGCCAUCGCCGCAACAGUACGCAGACUUUUCGACACUACAGCAACAGCAGAAUGCCGUCGAUCAGAAUUUAAGUGUCCCGGCAGCGACACCUAGUGCCAGAAUAACCAUAAAUCUCGACAAACUGGUUUCUGUGCUCGCAUCAAACGCUGUUUGUUUAGGGCCUGCACCGGGGAUUCAAAAAGGGGCAGUUGACCUAGCAAUCAGGGAGUCAGUC
Messenger RNA from Ilyonectria robusta, 1266 nucleotides. RefSeq lists its product as uncharacterized. The record is from RefSeq and is a predicted model, not a curated record. The transcript has 2 exons. The annotation marks the transcript as partial. NCBI's taxonomy places the organism in Eukaryota, Fungi, Ascomycota, Sordariomycetes, Hypocreales, Nectriaceae.